ACCACGCCCCACUCCACACCAACAAAUACCCACUUCCCCACUACCUGCCAUCACUGCCUGGAACCACUGAGCAUCAGGAGGCAUGAGAAAGCUCCAGGGGGCAGUUGAGAAUGCUCUGAGGACCUGGUGGACAUUCUGGCAUGUGGAGUUUUGCAAGGUCCUUGCCCCUCUGCAGACUGCUUGGAUUGCCUUCUCCCAGCCUGUCCCAGCCAGCUGUGGACAGCUGCUUACUCAACUCCUCUUGUGUGGCUCCCUGGCUAUCAUCAUCACAGGUGUGGCCCACCACUGGCUGGUGUCCUCGCUGCAUUACCCUCUGGGGUCCUCGGUUCUGGUGGCAACUGCUUGUGGCCUCCUGGCCUUUCUGGGUCUGGGCAUGGUGCCCCCAGUACGCUGCCUGUUUGCAAUCAGUGUACCCACUCUGUGCACAGAGCAGGGCCACCGUCUGCUCCUGUCUUACAGCACUGCCACUCUGGCUGUGGCCAUGGUGCCCAAUGUCCUGGCUAAUAUGGGUGCUGUUGGCCAGGUGCUGAAGUGUAUUACUGAGGGCUCCCUGGAGAGUCUGCUCAACACCACCCACCAGCUGCACACAGCAGCCAGGGCUCUGCGCCCAACUGGUUAUACAGGCAGCCAGGGCCUGACACUCCAGGCCCAGGGCAAUGGUUCUGCCUUCCAGCUUCACAUGUUCCAGGCCACCCAGCAGGUUAUAGAGGAUUUCUCUGGUCUGGAGUCACUGGCAAGAGCAGCAGUGCUGGGCACCCAGAGGUUGGUCACAGUACUGUUUGUGCUGGGCCUCCUGGGCGACUCAGCCUGGUAUCUCUACCGCUACCUGACUGACCUUCAGUUUGAUAAUAUCUAUGCUACACGACAGCUGGCGCAGCAACUGGCAGAGGCCAGGUCUACACACCUGGUGGCUUCCCCACCAGCCUGGCUGCUCUGGGCCACUCGACCGAGGCUGUCCCGCAGGGAGUUGCUGAGCUGUCUGCUAAAGCUGGGGAUGCCCUUUCUACUCCUGAUGGCCACACUUAUGACAGUGGCCACAGACCACAUGACCUUUCUCCUGGCACAAGCAGCCGUGGAGUGGGCUCAGAAGCUGCCUGCUGUGCCCAUCACACUCAUGAUCAAGUACGAUGCUGCAUACACUGUCCUGGGCUUCAUCCCAUUCCUCUUCAACCAGCCACCUCCAGAGAGCCCUGUUCUCUCAAUAAACAAGUCCUUCCAGUGGGAGCUCAGCUUCAUUUCCCCACACUGCCCACUGCUACCUACCCAGCAACCCAACUUGGCUGCCCCACUUGCUGCAGGGUUCCUGCAGCUCCUGGCUUGUUUAACUGUCCUUCUGGAAACCUAUGCCCGACGCCUGCGGCACGCCAUUGCUGCUUCCUUCUUCAAAGAUCAGGAGGCAAGGAGGGUCCAACACCUCCGUGCUCGGCUCCAGAGAAGAUAUGACAGGUACCAUGCUGUUGGUAACUCCCAUCCUGCUCUGAACACUCAGGCCUUCCAGGAGGCACCCAACAUGGACAGACAGCCCAACUGCACGCUGAACACUGAAGAACAGAAAGCAACAGAUGUUGGAGAGGUUGUGGGGACAAAGGAGCCCUUCUGUACUGCUGGUGGAAAUGCCAAUUGGUCCAACCCCUGUGGAGAGCAGUCUGGAGAACUCUCAGAAGGCUAGAAGUGGACCUACCCUAUGACCCUGCAACUCCUCUCCUGGGGAUAUAUCCUAAGGAACCCAACACACCCAUCCAAAAAGAUCUGUGUACACAUAUGUUCUAACAGCACUAUUUGUAAUAGCCAAAACCUGGAAGCAACAAUAGAUGAGUGGCCAAGCAAGUUGUGGUAUAUAUACAUAAUUGAAUACUACUAAGCUAUUAAAAAUGGUGAUUUCACCUUCUUAACCCCAUCUUGGAUGGAGCUUAAAGGAAUCAUGUUAAAUGAGAUAAGUCAGAAACAAAAGGAUGAACAUGGGAUGAUCUCACUCAUAGAUAGGAUCAAAAGGGAAAACACUAAGCAGAACUUGGACUGGAGUUGGUGUAUUGCACCAAAAUAAAAGACUGGAUUGGGGUGUGUGUGUGUGGGGGGGCGGUUUCAGGCCCUGGAUCAUGAUGGCAGAGGAGGACCCAGUUGGGAUUUAAUUGUUAUGUGGAAAACUGGGAAAUGUUACACAUGUACAAACUAUUGUAUUUUACUGUUGUCUGUAAACCAUUAAUCACCCAAUAAAGAAAUUUAAAAAAAGAAAAGAAAAAAAGAAGAAAGCAGUAGGGCAUAGGGAAGAGGGAGUUUUAGAGUCACACACCCCUGAGUCAUAUACUUGACUCUUCUGUUGCCUUCCUGUGUGAUCUUGGGUAGAUGGCUUCACCUAGCUGAGUCACAAUUUCAACAUGUGCACAAUGAGUGCAUAUGUACAUUGACAGGGCUUACCUUCCCCUACAGGAAUGUGAUUUGGAUGGAAUGGG
Erinaceus europaeus (western European hedgehog) is the source of this 2450-nucleotide messenger RNA. It is a transcript of the gene OCSTAMP, whose product is annotated as osteoclast stimulatory transmembrane protein. Gene Ontology annotation, cellular component: membrane. Bases 83 to 1669 code for a protein of 528 amino acids. NCBI's taxonomy places the organism in Eukaryota, Metazoa, Chordata, Mammalia, Eulipotyphla, Erinaceidae. The record is from RefSeq and is a predicted model, not a curated record. The transcript has 3 exons.